AUGUUCAAUCUUUUUUUAGCUGUUUCCCCAGAGAUCUUUAUCAUUAAUGCAACCUCCAUUUUGCUCAUUCAUGGAGUUGUAUUUAGUACCUCUAAGAAAUAUGAUUAUCCACCGUUAGUCAGUAAUGUGGGUUGGCUUGGAUUACUUAGUGUUACUAUUGCCCAUUUAUUCCGGAAUAAUCUUUUUAGGAGGGACAAUUUUACAUAUUUCUGCCAAAUCCUUCUAUUAUUAAGUACGGCUGGUACCAUUUCGAUGUGUUUCGAUUCUUCCGAACAAGAGAGGUUUGAUGCUUUUGAAUUCAUUGUAUUAAUUCCACUUCCUACUCGCAGUAUGCUCUUUAUGAUCUCGGCUCAUGAUUCAAUUGCCAUGUAUUUAGCUAUUGAGCCUCAAAGUUUAUGUUUUUAUGUGAUGGCAGCAUCAAAAAGAAAGUCUGAAUUUUCCACGGAAGCCGGCUCGAAAUAUUUGAUCUUAGGUGCAUUUUCCUCUGGAAUCUUACUGUUUGGGUACGACCGGACAACUACCGAUAUCUAA
Molecule: messenger RNA, 531 nt
Organism: Glycine soja
Lineage: Eukaryota; Viridiplantae; Streptophyta; Magnoliopsida; Fabales; Fabaceae
Source: the annotation of a RefSeq genome assembly